Branchiostoma belcheri (Belcher's lancelet) is the source of this 4080-nucleotide messenger RNA. RefSeq names its product profilin-1A-like. The record is from RefSeq and is a predicted model, not a curated record. Bases 408 to 800 code for a protein of 130 amino acids. Gene Ontology annotation, cellular component: cell cortex. The transcript has 5 exons. Lineage: Eukaryota; Metazoa; Chordata; Leptocardii; Amphioxiformes; Branchiostomatidae. Gene Ontology annotation, molecular function: actin monomer binding.
UUUUCACGUAAGUACGCCGCGUAGAACGCUGCAGACCCGUCUAGUCUUGAGAUAAUAUGGUUUACAGUUGAUUUUGGGGUAAAAUUUCUGGUUAGAAAGCGAGUGGAAGUUUGUGUCUCGUUUGGUGGUUCUGGCGGCACACCCCUCCCCCUGCCAAAGUUCGGCGUGUUGCCUGGAGGGCGCUAGUUCUUUACAGGCCGCCCAGAAUCCGGCAAAACCGGCUUUAAAUCCGACACUGUCGGCGAGAGGUGAAAUUUUGUCGGUUUGGUGGAGGUUUUUGGUGAUUUUGUGAUCACUGAGUCGUUUUUUCAGCCGCACCGUGACCCCACCCUAAGCACGCGGGCUUCCAGGUCAGAUAUCAGUGGAACGCAGAGAAAACAGGUUGUUAGCAGAUUCCAGUAACCAACAUGAGCUGGCAGACGUACGUAGACACUAACUUGGUAGGGACUGGCAAUGUCAGCAAGGCGGCCAUCAUCGCUACUGGAAACGGGGCACUCUGGGCCAAAAGUGGUGAUUUCAACUUAUCUGAAGAAGAAGCCGGCAAUAUUGCGAAAAACAUCAGUAAUCCGAGCUCUUUUCAGGCAGCUGGUGCGAAGGUAGAAAAAGAAAAAUAUAUCUUUUUGAGGGCAAAAGAAGAUGAUGGACCCGUCGUCUACAUGAAAAAGGGGGAAUCCGGGAUGUGCAUCGUAAAAUGUACACAAUGUAUCCUGGUCGGUCUGUACAACCCCCCAAUCCAACCAGGUAACUGCAACAAUGUUGUUGAAAAGCUGGGAGAGUACCUGAGGAACUCUGGCUACUGAGGUGGCAGCCAUCUGGGCAGCAAACCUGGAUGUCUCUAACAGUGCACAGAAUCCAGCAGCAACAAUAUCCAGAGGAGACGACUAGGAUUUAAAGUUCCCAUUCUUGAGAAUAACUCUCUAACAUUAUGACGUCAUGGAUGGCAAAAAAAUAGGACGUGUACAAACAUCCCAUUCCUUUCCGGUGCAGUUAAGUUCUGAAGUCGUAGAUACUUGAAGCAACAACUUUUGCCCUGUUUCUGAUUGUCAAUUGGUGGUGGACGUGAAGCAAUAUGUUUCAUUUGUGAUAUCCGUUGCCCUCCAGCGCCACUGCUGUGCACGUUCCUUUCCCAUCCAUGACUUCACAAUGUUAAGGCGUUGUUGAAACCUAUAUCUGCAAUCCAACAUCUUGUUGAGAAAAAAAUGCAUUCAAACUGCUUUCAGUUAAACUCCAUGCAAACGACAUUUUGCAAGUUACUGCUAGUUUAUUUGUUUUUGUGUGUUAAAGAAGGAAAAGUCUUACUGCUAACAGAUUUCAUGUAAACAAACCAGCUCCAAUUUGCCAAACAAGGUUAGCUAGCAAGAUAAUGUCAAGUUUUCUAUACUGUCCAUAGGUAUGCUAAGUUGUCCUGGGUCAUGCUAAAUUGUCCUGCAGGCAUACUUGGUUAUCCAUGGAGAAGCUAGAUUGGCCAUUAUCAUGCUAGAUUGUCCAUAGUCAAGCUAGGUUGUCCAUGAUCAUGCUAGGUUGUCCAUGGAGGAGCUAGAUUGCCCAUGGUCAAACUAAAUUGUCCAUGGCCAAGCUAGAUUAUGGUCAGGCUAGAUUAUGUCUGGUUAUGCUAGUUUGACAUGGUCAAUGCUAGAUUGCAAACAGAUGGGCUAGAUUGUCCAUUGUGAAGCAAGCUCAUGGUUCAUGGUCAGACUAAAAUGGCCAUUAUUAAUAAAAGAAUGUUAGUGUACUGUUUUGAUAUAAUCCAAAAGGAGAAAGUGUAGUAGCACCCGGACAUCUAUUGUCUGUGGCAUAUGUUAUCAGCAAUAGCCCAUCACAUAUACCAUAGCUGUUGAUUUAGGCAAUGUACUUCGACCCAUAGUUUUGAGAGAUUUCCCUCGAGAUUGGGGGGAGGUGAUUAUACAUAUAUUAUGCAAGUUGAAACUUACUUAAUGUCAUUAUAGGGGGUAUGCAUAAAAUUAAUCGGCGAUAGUGAUAUAGAUAUGAAAGAAUUUAUUUUGGGCAGUGCUUUUGCUUUUUUUUUCAUGUUGCAGUUUGCUUAUUUCUACCUGGUUGCUUGUUGACUUUCUGUUCAAUAUCUGUUGUUUGUUCUCUUCUGGACCCUACACACCAUUGGCAUUACCUCUUACUUUUUGGUGAUGAAGUUUCUCAACUUUCCUCAUUACUUCUCCAACCUUCAAGGUGAAAUCUUUCCUUAGUGUGUUAAGAAAACAUGAUUCUUAUAAAUUAAGGGGAUGACACAUUAAAAACCCACACAGUAGACCUCUAAAUUCCAUUCCAACAGUUUUCUUAUGGCCAUAGUUCUUUUUUUCUUAAAGUUUGACCCUUUAUGUUUUCCCAAGAUCCUGGUGCCAGGUCAUUAAGAGGUCAAAAGUCAUUUAUAAUUUGGGACCAUUAAUUUUGAUUAGGCAAUAAAGGUCUGGUGUGUGUUGGGAACAAAGUAAAGCUUUCUCUUGUAUGUUGAUUGAAGAUCUGAUCCUUAGUGACCUUGACAUAUAGUAAUGACCUUGAAAUUAACAUUAUGGAUGGGUAGGGGAGAAAUGUGCUGUUUCCUCACAUUGCCUGUCUCUUAAAUGGCUCCUCCAUGCUUGGUUAGCUUGAAAUGAAAUGACACUUAAGCCUUUGCCAUGUAAGCCCUUGUAACGUUUCGUUCCGUAAAAAAGCCAAGAAAGUUUCACAACUUGCAGAUCGCUGCCUCCUACAUUCCUGUUAAUUGUAUUGUUUCGCUCAUUCCACUUUUGUGAAGAUCACAUUCCAUGUUACAUUACAUUACAAUGCUGGUUAACUGUGACUUGCGUAGUGUGUAACACGCAGCUCAUUAAUUGUGAGUCCUGGCAUACGCAUGAAUCCUGUACAACUGAUUAAUUGUGAGUCACCGAGUGUAUCACAUGUACUUCAGACAAUUCCACCUCAAGGCUUGUAACAUCUCUACUGGAAUAGCUCAACAGUGCGAAAAAUGUUGUAACUUUCAUUACAUUUUGUUACCUCUUCUCAUGCCCCUCUGUCUAGUAAAGCACUGUGGUUGUGGUCUGGUAGCCAGCCCUGGACCUAGCCAUGUUAAUACUAUCCUGUGUUAACACUAUCCUGGUUUACAUACCUUAGCCAAGUUGAUUAUGUAGGUAUGUUUUUUGCACCACUACAGCCUUGAACAGCAAACCUAAUCAAGCAUACCUAAUCACGGACCAAAUUGUUAAUUUUGCACGAAAUCUGCUAUUAUAUCUUGCACAGCUCCAAGCGACUGAAAGGUUUCCUUGUGGAUUUUUUUAGUCUGAUAAUUUUUGAAGACUUGUUGUGUUGCACUGUGAGGAGGCCAUAGGACGAAAUGCCCCUAAAGUGUUCUUUGAUUGACAUGGAUAGAUGCUUGUAAACACAAGGUGCAACUCUUCAAAUCUUGUAAGACCUGGUCAAGGCUUGCAUUCUCAUCUUUAAAAUCUGAUAGUAAACUUCAUCCACUAAAUGCAGUCCCCAUUCUUACUAUCUCUGUUUUGUCCGCUGGCCUUCCCAUGAGUCAUUGCAACACGCCAAGGCAUGUUUCAUGGACAGAAAAGCAUAUAAUGAGCUUCCAAAUUUGAAUGAUUUUCCAAACGUUGCGCUGUGAGCUUUACUAGAUUCUAGAGAGCUUGGCUCUUUUGCUCAUUUUGUAGCCAGUGGUGAAUAGUUUGCUGGGAAAAGAGAAAACAUGACCCAAAAGACAACAUGGCAUUUGUAGUCAUCUGCAGUAUUUGAGAUGAUGAUGCGAAAUUGGUUAUUUCUAUGAAAUCAGCCACCAUUAGUUCACGUAAUAUUGAUCUUUCACCAGAAUUAGACAGUCGAACAAAUCAUUGUCGAUUGAAAAAGGCCAGUGAAUUUAAUGCGAGUUUACCACAUAGUUUAACCAAUAUCUAUGACUACAUGUACUGCUCGUAAUUUUUUUUUACCGACUGCGUGAUGGCAUCUUACGCUGAGCAGUUGUAAUGAAGUGCUUGAGCUGUGGACGAGCUGAAUCUGCUCUGCAUGGUGUCUACAUAUCUGUGCCUUACAGACUUCUGUCAAGCCAGGGAAUGGAUUUCUGAAAUAAAGGUGACUGACCAAUACUGA